Procambarus clarkii (red swamp crayfish) is the source of this 1152-nucleotide messenger RNA. The record is from RefSeq and is a predicted model, not a curated record. NCBI's taxonomy places the organism in Eukaryota, Metazoa, Arthropoda, Malacostraca, Decapoda, Cambaridae.
AUGGCGGUGGAGGAAGCUAUGGAGGAGGACGACGAUCCAGAGGUGGAGGACAUGGAGGCGGUGGUGGCUACGGGGGUGGAAGGCGGUCUUCAGGUGGCAGAAAGCGUGGAGGUGGCAGAAAGCGUGGAGGAGGCGGGAGGUCGAGAGGAGAAGCUGGUGAUAGUGUCGAUGAGCGUUGCCGUCCUGGUGGCCUCCAGUUGUGCUGAACCUGAAGUGAGUUCCUUCUCCACCUCCUCUAUCGCAGGUGGAGGCUUUGGGCUCUCGAGCCCGAGCAUCGGAGGAAGCUUCGGAUCAUUUGGUGAAGGAUCACGUCACGGUUCCUUUGGAGGAGUUGGUGGAGGCUACGGUUCCGGAAGCGGCGCCACGAGUCAUUCCAUUUUCAACCUUGGAGCGUCCCAGGGUGGAUAUGGAGGAAGCUUUGGACAUGGAGGAUCCUCUAGCCUAGGUUUCGGUGGCAGUUCUCUAGGUGGUUAUGGUGGCAGCUCCCUUGGUGGAGGUUUCGGUGGCAAUUCGUUUGGUCGAGGAUUUGGUGGCAGUGGUCACGGUGUCAGCUCCCUGGGUGGUUUUGGUGGUAACUCCCACGGCAGUGGUUACAGUGGCAGCUCCUUAGGGGGAGGAUUUGGUGGCAGCUCCCUGGAUGGUUUUGGUGGUAGCUCCCUCGGCAGUGGUUACGGUGGCAGCUCACUUGGUGCAGGAUUCGGUGGCAGGUCCCUGGGUAGUUUUGGUGGCAGCUCAUUUGGUGGAAGAUUCGGUGGUGGCUCUACUGGCAGCAUCGGAGCAUCGUAUGUAAAUAAAUAAAUAUAAAAACUGCACAACAUAAAACCUUAAUGAGAUAAGGAUAUCUUCAAUAUUGAAUUUAUAUUUUUCGAGCACUCCAAACUCCAGUUUCCAGCACUCAGAAGUCAACAGUCCAACACUCAGAAGUCAACAUUCAAUCACUCAGAAGUCAUAAUUCAAGCACUCAGAAAUACACUUUCGAGUGAAAUUAUCUUCAAUGAAAAUUAGUCUCAGUAGGUAUGAAAGAGACAUCAAAAUAUAAACAGUAACUCCAUAAGCUUUAUAUGUUAAUCACAGACGGAUUUUAUAUAUAAUUUUUCAUAUUUGAGCACAAAAUAUGUUAUCAAAAUAAAAACAAAUAAAUAUAACUAUAAA